GAGAGACUGGAGGAAAAAGAAAAAAAAAGUGGCGGCAGUAUUCUGAAAUAAUUGAUAGUCUUAUCUCUUAUGAAACUGACGUGGUCAUUAAGAGCAGCCAUGAAAUAUAUAUUGGUUACUGGAGGUGUCAUAAGUGGCGUUGGCAAAGGUGUUAUAGCUAGUAGUAUUGGAACUAUAUUAAAAUCAUCUGGGAUAGCUGUCACAUCUAUAAAAAUAGAUCCCUAUAUUAAUAUCGAUGCUGGAACAUUUUCUCCUUAUGAACAUGGUGAAGUAUUUGUAUUAGCUGAUGGAGGUGAAGUUGAUCUAGAUCUAGGCAAUUAUGAAAGAUUUUUAGACAUAACCCUACACAGAGACAACAAUAUUACAACAGGUAAAAUCUAUCAGAGUGUUAUUAAUAAAGAAAGAAGAGGCGAUUAUCUUGGUAAAACAGUACAAGUUGUACCUCAUAUAACAGAUAGUAUACAAGAAUGGGUUGAGAGAGUAUCUAAACGACCUGUUGAUCAAAGUCAAGUUAUACCGGAUGUCUGUAUAAUUGAGUUGGGAGGAACAAUAGGGGAUAUUGAAGGUAUGCCAUUUGUUGAAGCUUUCCGACAGUUUCAGUUUCGUGUUAAAAGAGAGAACUUCUGUUGUGUUCAUGUUAGCUUAGUACCUCAGCCCAAAACAACUGGGGAACAGAAAACAAAACCCACACAGGCAAGUGUAAGAGAGUUAAGAGGCUUAGGAUUAUCGCCAGAUUUGGUUGUUUGUAGAAGUAAUUCACCAUUGAUGAAUGCUGUUAAAGAUAAGAUAUCAUUAUUCUGUCACGUAGAACCAGAACAGGUGUUUUGUGUUCAUGAUGUAACAUCGUUAUAUCGUGUACCUCUGUUAUUGGAAGAUCAGGGAGCCAAACAGUUCUUUAUUAAACGUCUAGGUUUACCUGAAGCAGCACCUUCACCUCGUAAAUUAAUGAUCAAAUGGAAAGAACUAGCCGAUAGAUAUGAUCGUCUAUUAAAAGAAGUAACAAUUGUAUUAGUAGGAAAAUAUACACAGUUAGAAGAUGCUUAUGCGUCUGUUAUCAAAUCACUACAACAUGCAGCAUUAGCAUCCAGUCAUAGAUUAGAUUUAAAGUAUAUAGAGGCAGCAGAUUUAGAACCUUCUAUGGUUCACGAAGAUGCUCAAAGAUAUCAUCAAGCAUGGAAAGAACUUGUUGGUGCCAAUGGAAUAUUGGUACCUGGGGGUUUUGGUAUUAGGGGUACAGAGGGUAAAAUACUGGCAGCUCAGUGGGCAAGAACAAAAAAUGUUCCAUUCCUUGGUGUUUGUUUAGGACUUCAGUGUGCUGUAAUUGAAUUUGGUAGAAAUGUUUUACAGUGGUCUGACGCACAUUCAACAGAAUUUAACCCAAACACAGAACACCCUGUGGUGAUAGAAAUGCCAGAGCAUAACCCAGGUCAAAUGGGGGGUACCAUGAGGUUAGGUCAACGAAAAACACUUUUUAAAAGCAAAGAUUCUUAUGUUCGAAAAUUAUAUCACAAUAAAGAUUAUGUAGAAGAACGUCACAGACACAGAUAUGAGGUUAAUCCAGCAUUUGUUAGUCAGUUUGAAGAAAAAGGAAUGAGAUUUGUUGGUAGAAGUGAAGAUGGAGAGAGAAUGGAAAUAAUGGAAUUAAAUGGUCAUCCUUACUUUGUGGGUGUACAGUAUCAUCCAGAAUAUAUCUCUCGACCAAUGAAACCAUCACCACCUUAUUUAGGAUUAUUAUUAGCUAGCACUGGUAGAUUGACAAGUUAUAUAAAUAAAGGUUGUCGACCAUCACCAAGAAUGUCAUUCUGUGAAAGUGAAGAAGAUAUAUCAGAUGAAGAAGUGUCUGUAUUAACAUCAAAACUUUCCUUAGAAUCCUAACUAAUAUUCUGUCAUAUACUAAACUUUCAUCCAACUGUAUCAUUGAAUCAGUUCAGGCAUUUAACUACUCCUUUUACUGCCAAAUUUAAUCUCCAUGCUAUGCCCAAGUUAACUGUGCAGAUUUACUCUUGCUAGUGGUAACGAAAGAGUUGAGCAUUCUGAAAAAUGUUCUGAUGGUCCAGGAUCCUGUAUUUGUGCUUAAAGAUGUAUAUAGAGCAGAUAACUUACCUCUUAUGUAAAACUUUUAAUUAAAGUUUUAUUAUUGCAUAAGACCUUUACAAAUAUUUUAGAAAAUAUUUUAUUUCCUUUUUUUUGUCAGGUUUAAGUAUGUUUUUCCAAUUUAUUUUAUACCGUGAUAUAAUAAUUUAGGUAAUGCUUGUAUUUAUACUAUUCUUGUUUUGUGAUACCUGUCUAUUAUUAUUGUUUUACUUGUUAUAUGGCAUUAUCUUUGUUAGAUAUUUGUAUGAUAGAUUGACCUGUAUCUGAUUCUAACUACUUUUAUUUAGGCCAUUCUAAAAAAAAAUUAUUCUGGUUCUCAGACAAUCCUUUCCAAAAAAUCUGAUGUUGGAGGGAGGUAUUUAUUUUGUCAUGAAUUCUACUUUUCUAAGUGAACACUCAUAAACAUCACAUUUGAAAGCAUUACAUUUAUCUUGUGUGUGAUUAUCCAGUGACACUGUAGUAUCAGAGAAACAGAAUGUUUUUUAUAUGGCCUUACAUUCAAAACUUUGUGUUUUAUGGUGUAAGAAUUGUUAAAAGUAAAUCUGAAUUCAGAUUUGGUUGAAAUUACUUCAAUCAAGCACACUCUAAGGAAGAUAUACUUAUUAUUAUACUUUAGCAUAUUCUUUAUUUAUGUGUAUGUAUUAAAGUAGAAAUGUUACUAUUGAUUUAUAAAACUAAUCAUGUCCAAUCUUUGCAUGGAGUAAAUGAUACUACAGGUUAGCUAUAUUCCACUUACAGAACCCUACAAAUCUCCACAUUUUCUCAGUUAUACAGUACUUGAAUACUUGAUUUUUUCUUAAAUAAGUUGGCUUGUAUACAGUAGACACAUUGCUACUUUCUAUUUUUGUCAAAUGAUGUCAGGUGUAGAUUAAAAUUAUAACUUUUGACCGAUAUGUCUCCAGAUAAGUGUGUGUUUUUUUAGUGCUAUAUCAAUCCGUUGCUAUCUUAAAACUUCCCAUGUUACGGUCUUUACAUUUAUGGAUUAUCUCAUUUCUUUUAAUUGAAUAUAUUAUCUUAUUUUUCCGAAAUUGAGAUGUCGUGUGAGCAAUCAAGAUGUGGGAAAGGUCCCUUUGUCAUCGCGUGUCACUGGAUCCAUAAACUUGAUUUAGUAGUACUUUUAUCAUUUAUUGUCCCCCGCCUUUCGAAGAAAGCAGGGGACUAUUAAAAUGGGUUCGUCCGUCUGUCUGUCCGUCACACUUUUUGGGACACAAUAACUCUCUUCCUAAUUGAGCUAGAAUGUUCAAACUUGGUGUAUGUGUUUAUUAGGUCAAUGCCUUGAUGGAGUUCGAAGAUGAGCAUUUUCCGCUUAGGGUAAGCAGAGAUAAGCAAUUUGAUUGGUUGAUGCUUUGGGACACGAUAACUCUCUUCCUAAUUGGGCUAGAAUGUUCAAACUUGGUGUAUGUGUUGAUUAGGUCAAUGCCUUGAUGGAGUUCGAAGAUGAGCAUUUUCCGCUUAGGGUAAGCAGAGAUAAGCAAUUUGAUUGGUUGAUGCUUUGGGACACGAUAACUUUUAAUUGAGCUAGAAUGUUCAAACUUGGUGUAUGUGUUUAUUAGGUCAAUGCCUUGAUGGAGUUCGAAGAUGAGCAUUUUCUGCUUAGGGUAAGCAGAGAUAAGCAAUUUGAUUGGUUGAUACUUUGGGGCACGAUAACUCUCUUCCUAAUUGAGCUAGAAUGUUCAAACUUGGUGUAUGUGUUGAUUAGGUCAAUGCCUUGAUGGAGUUCGAAGAUGAGCAUUUUCCGCUUAGGGUAAGCAGAGAUAAGCAAUUUGAUUGGUUGAUGCUUUGGGACACGAUAACUUUAAUUCUAAUUAAGUGAGAACUAUUAUAAAUUAAUUAAAUAUGUAGUAUGCAAUAAUGAAUUGACAUUUAAUGACAGAAAGAAAACAGUGAACUUUGCACAACUUGCAGCAAGAUGGAAAAUAGACCCGUUGAUACAACCAAACUCUAGAUCUGUAGGCAUAGAGCAUGUUUUCCCCUUAAUAUGCUAUAAUUAUUCCAUCAAAAACAUUGUAUGCUUAGACUAUAAGUAAAGAUAUACUGUUUGAUUGUUCAAUACUUUGUAAAAGAUAAUUUGUGAUAAAUUUAUAUGUGUCCUCUAAUUAUUUUCCUAUUUCGGCGGGGGACAUCAGCCUCACUGUUGGCUUGUUACUUUUAAUAUCGAUUGUGUGUGGUUUCCUGUUUAUCUUCUGGUUUUCUAUUUGAUAGUUAUAUGUUUGAUGUGGUUAUGAAGCACUUAUUAUUAGACUAGAGUUGUAUUUUUGUAUUGUCACAGUUUAAUGUGUGCACGUGAAAUCACAAGGUCUGUCUUUGAGUAAAGUGGUGUGAUUACGAUUUCCCGCUAAAACGUGACAAAUAGGAGGGUUGCCUAUCCAACCUCGUGGGUUUCUCCAGGUCCUCCUCCCACUGCUACAGACCCAUACGCUCAAGCAAAUUGAAAUAAAAUUGAACUGUAUGUUAGUACUGAAAUUACCUAGUUUGUGUUGAGUGGAUGUCAAACCCCAUUUCUCUCUGUCUGAAUUUUUUACCGCACUCUUAAAAUGUAUAAUCUUUAGACCUUGCAUUAUAACAUACAUAUAUCAACCUGUUAUACUAGAACCCAAAGCAUCCUCAGAACUACUCAAGUAUCACCUUAAAACAAAGCACUGUAUACCAAUAUAAAAAAUUUGUUAAGUUACUAAGAUUGCAUGAUUAAAACACAGUCUUCAAAGAUAAUACUUCAAAUGUCGACAAUGUAGUAUAAUUAAAAAAUAAACAACCCAACAUUGAGGUCUGAAUUUGAUCAGAUUGAUUCAAUGAUUUAUUUUCUCUUUGAUUUUUUUAUAUUGUUCCGAAUAAUGUCUCAAAGUAUUAUUAAUUUAUUGAAGUGUCUAAAAUGUUAAGACAUUAGGUCUAGCCAAAGAGAAAAAAAAAUUUUAGAUUGAAUUUACUAUUGAAGGUCUGAAAAAAAUUAUAAAUAUACUGAGCGCCAUGGAAAACGCAUCACUUAGUUUUUCGUAUAACAAAAUGAUCCUGUAAACAUAUCUUAUUUAUUUUGCUCCUUAUUGUGAACAAUAUUCAAAUGGGAACACAUCAAUAACAACACAUUUGUACACUUAUGGAUGUUUAAUCUGUAAUCAAGGGUACAAAGUCAGAGGGGUCAAAACCAAAAGUACGACACAGAUGUCAGUAGCGCGUGUGUCUUCCACGGGCCAUCAUCACGGUAGGCUACAGCAUUAACGCGACCCCUGCAAAUGUGUAGGGUGGUCCGGUGAUGAAAUGUGAAGCCUCCCCACACCAUUACACUUCCCCCACCCCAUCGAUUCGUUUUGAAGAUGCAGCAGUCUGCAAGACGUUCCCCAAGACGUCUCCACACACAUUGACGGCCAUCAGCGUGAUAAAGAUGAAAGCGACUCUCAUCACUGAAGAGCACACUUUGCCAGUCUACUUUUCUCCAUGUCUGGUGUCCUUGAGCCCAUAUCAAACGCCGCUGACGGUGAUGAUCCCUGAGGACAGCUCCAACAUAAGGUCGUUGUGCACAGAGUCCUACUUCUCUUAGACGACGUCUUACGGUGUUGGCACUUUUACUGGUCCUUGUCUUCCGACGACUGCUGCAACUGUUCGAGUCGCUGGGCAGAAUCUGUCACGCAGAUGAGUGACCCGAUGUAGCGGUCUUGAGCCUGGGUUGUAACGCGUUGUGGACCAGGACGUUGACGGUCACGUGUUGAUACAGUAACUCGAACACGUUCCACCAACCUUACAAUAGUGGACUGAUGACAAUUGAAGUGUCUGGCAAUAGCACUUGUAGACAUGCCAGCCCUGGACAUUCCCAUGGCUUCAUUCUGUUAAUUUUCAGUAAGUCUCGGCAUCUCUUGCUCGAUUCCUUCACACGUCCAACAAAAAAUUACGACAAAUUGACGUUUCACAGUUCAUGUACUGCACAUUAAGUUGAAAACAUGCUUUUAAAGGGCUCACACACAAUGCUGCACGUGAAUAUUGGAGUUUUCAUGUGCAUCUCGUGCAAUUUUUUUUUUUGCACACGGGCCAAUAUCUUUUGCAUUUGGGAGCAUUGUGUGAAACAAUAGUUCAUAGUAUUGCAUAAUAUUAUACAUACAAAACCACCUAGUAAUAAACUAUUUGGGAAAAAAAGUGAUGCAUUUUCCAUGGCGCUCAGUAUAUCAAGAGUUUUAAAAUGUAGCACAGAAAUAUUUUUUGAUAUCCCAACAGUCACGGUAAAGGAAGGUUAAUUUUGAUUUAUUUAUUAUCUGCUUUUAACCAAAGAGUUUAUUCUUUUAGUACAAUAUAACUAAUCAUCUAACUGGACAUAUUCAGGUUCUUGUCAAUAUUUUGUUAACUUUUCUAUUAAUAGAAAAUACAAUGCUUUGAAAUUUAUUUUUAAUAAAUUGUUCUAAAUCCU
Molecule: messenger RNA, 6484 nt
Organism: Patella vulgata (common limpet)
Lineage: Eukaryota; Metazoa; Mollusca; Gastropoda; Patellidae
Product: CTP synthase 1
Exons: 16
Coding region: 70-1875 (601 amino acids)
Biological process (GO): pyrimidine nucleobase biosynthetic process; CTP biosynthetic process
Cellular component (GO): cytoophidium; cytoplasm
Molecular function (GO): CTP synthase activity; identical protein binding
Source: RefSeq, a predicted model, not a curated record